Epinephelus lanceolatus (giant grouper) is the source of this 8634-nucleotide messenger RNA. It is a transcript of the gene fam184aa, whose product is annotated as family with sequence similarity 184 member Aa. NCBI's taxonomy places the organism in Eukaryota, Metazoa, Chordata, Actinopteri, Perciformes, Serranidae. The record is from RefSeq and is a predicted model, not a curated record.
GCCCGUCUGCGGAUGCGUGCGACGGCACGGUCUCGCGCCCCGCUGUCCCUGCUCCCCAUCUUUCUCUCUCCGUGUCGCUGAAACGGAAGAUUAACCACAAACACAACAAUGGGAGGAUUUAACGCGUAGCAGCCGCUGCUCCAUUUUAUUGCAAUUGAAAGCGUCGCGCUUGGGCUUAUUCCCCGUGAAAAUGGCGACGGGGGCAGGCUGGCAGCCUCCGUACAACACCUCGACUAGCAGCACCAAAUAUACCCCCUCUCCAACGUCCAGCAUGUUUUACGACGGGAGUUUGACGCUGGAAUACACUCAAGACCUGCAUUUGAAGAUGAGCAAGAAGAUAGCACAACUGACCAAGGUAAUUUAUGCUCUCAACACCAAGAACGACGAGCACGAGGAGGAAAUCGAGUCUCUGAAAGAAGCCCACGAGGAUGAGGUCCAACACAUCGUGACUGAAACCAGGGACAAGAUCAUGCAGUACAAGAGCAAAAUGGCAGACGAGGCAGACCUGAGGCGGCGGCUGGCCAGUCUGGAAGAAUCUGUCGAACUCCACGAACACAUGAAGAGACAGGCUUUAGCAGAGUUUGAGAUGUACAGACAGAGAAUGGAGGAUUCGCAGCUCUGCACAGAGGCCCAGCACACACAGAGAGUGGUUUCUAUGAGCAGAGAGGUGGAGGAGAUGCGUCGGGAUUUUGAGGAGAAGCUGCGGGCGUUCAGCCAAGCUCAGGCCCAGUUUGAGGCGGAAAAACGGCGAGCGCUGGAAGAUCUGAGGACCACCCACCGCCAGGAGGUGGAGGAACUCCUCAACAACCAGCAGAACCAGAGCGCCUCCUCCACCGAAGACCAGGAGAAACUGGCUGAGCUGCAUAGACAAGAGGUGGAGGCAUUGAUGGAGAGGGUGGAGGAGAUAACGAAGGACAAGGUCCGUCUGGUGGAGGAGUACGAGGCCAAGCUGGCAAAGGCUCAGGAGUAUUAUGAGAGAGAGCUGGAGGCCAUGAGGAGAACGCACCAGCUCACCACUGAGAACCUGCUGGCCUGGAAAAGGACUGAGGUUGAGCUUCGUAAGGAGUUCCAGGCUCAGGAAGCUGCGCUGCAACGCUCUCUGUCCAAGCUGCGGAGUGAGCUUCAGAAAGCACAAGAGGAGGCCAGAGAGAACCGAGACAGGACCAACAGACUGCAGACAUCGCUGGCCAACGCUGAGGGAACUAUCAAGAACCUGCACAAGCAGCUGGAAGAGGCCAUCCAGGAUGGAGAGAUCUGGGUGAUGCAGCUGAAGGACACUGAGUAUGAACUAGAGGGCAGCAGGGAACGAGUUCAACAGCAGGCAACUGAAAUCCUCCACAAAGCCAGUCAGAUUGGCUCGUUGCAGGCCACCCAGAUGGCCCAUGAGGCGACCAUUAGGAACCUGGACCAGGAGCAGAACCGGCUGAAGGAGAAGAUCAGCCGGCUGGAGGAGGAGAGAGAAGCACUGCUCAACCAGAGUCAGACCUCCAAUGAACAGCACAAACAGCAAGUGCUGAAACUAGAACAGUCUCUGCGUGAGGAGCACCAGGGGUAUGAGAAGGAGCUGUGCAGGCUGAGAGCACACUCUGAGGAGGAGAUGCUUCGCUUUAAGGAGGCGCAGGUCAGAGCGCUGGAGGAGCUGGAGGAGAAGCACCAGUCCAUGAGGGAGGAGGCACAGCAGGAGAAAGAGGAGGAGAAGCAGCUCCUCAUGGCGAAAAUGAGUCAGGAGUUUGAGAUUAAGCGUCUGUCAUUGGAGGAGCAGCGCGACCGUCUUCAGCAGCAGCUUGACAACUUGAAAGAGGAGCUCUCAGCCAAGCUCAAUAUGGCCAAUCAGGAGGUGUCCCACCUCCAGGAGCUGGUGAGGGAGGGGGAGCAGAACAUGAGUUCAGCUAAGACACAGAUCAGCUGUCUGAGGGAAACUCAGGAGAAGCUCAAGAUAGAGCUUGACGCUACGAGAGCCCGGGUCCGAGAGACUAGCAACCUGCUAACUGACCUACAGGAGGAGAUCGAGACGCAGAGACAGCAGCAUGAAGCCAGAGUGAUGUCCAUCAGAACAGAAGAGAAACAGAAGAUGGACAAGAUGGCAGACGACUUGGACCAGAAAUGGAGAGACGCACUGCGGGAGGAGGUGCGCCUGUUAAAGGAGGAGUUGACCGAGGAGUAUGAAGCGGACAAACAGGCGGCGCUGACUCAGCUCUCCCAGCAGAAAGAACUGGAGAUGAUGGCGGCAAGAGAGGGCUGGCAGAGGAAGGUGGAAGACCUGCUGGAACAGAUCUCUCUGUUGAAACAGUCCCUGGAGCUGCAGUUGUCUCAGUCCCAGGCGUCACUCCAGCAGCUGCAGUCUCAGUUCAACCAGGAGAGGGAACUGCUGAGCCAACAGCUGAAAGAGAUGCAGAGAGAACAUCAGAGGAGAGAGCAUCGAUUACAGGAGGCUCACUGCUGUGCCCUGAGCACCAUGGAGGAGGCCAGACAACACCAGAUAAGGGCUCUGGAAGAGCGUCUGAAGCAGGAGCAGAGGGAGGAGGUCCAUGCUCUGAAGGAGGCCCACAGGAGGACCUUAGACAUCCUGAGACAGCAGUCGGACCAGGAGCUGCAGACGCUGCGAUUUGAGCUGGAAGACGAGGGGAAAGCAAAGCUGGCGUCUCUCCGUGCAGAGCUGAACCACCUCCACGCUGCCUCCAUAGAGCAUCUAAAGCAGAUCCACCUCAAAGAAAACACUAACGCCAAACGAGAGUUAGAGAAAGCGAUGGAGCACAGCCACCAGCAGGAACAAGAGCUCCUGGGUCGUAUUUCAGACCUGCAAGCGGAGCUGUGCUCUCGUAACAACCGCAUCACUGAUCUGGACCAUGAGAUCCACUCUCUGAACGAGACCAUCGACACUCUGACCAGAGAGCUGGAGAUAAAGGGUAAAGAGGUGCUGCGGGUCCGCAGUGAAGCUAACCAUCAGAUAAGGGCCCACGAACAGGACCUUUCAAAGAGACAUGAGAGGGAUCUGGGGGAGAUAAGUAUAGUCCAUCACAGAGAAACACAAAUCAUGCUGGCUGACUUCAACAAGGCCCAGGAGGUCCUCAAAGACAAGAUCACUGCGCUACAAAUACUGUUGGAGGGGACAGAGGAGAAGUUAAGAAACAGAGAAAGCCGGCCAGAGGACCUGCACGUCAUAGCAGAGCUCAGAGAGAUGGUCACCGAGAGAGAAGCUCUGGUGAAAAAGCUUGUGGACGACAAGAAGUUCUACCAGCUGGAGUUGGUCAACAGGGAGACGGGGUUCAACAAGGUCUUCAAUUCCAGUGCCAAUGUUGGAGUAAUCAACCCUCUUAUCAAGCCUUCCUGAGGCCAACGCCGCGACACCAUCCGACCUGAGGGCGGCGGAAGCAGGAAAAAGCAAAGAACACGUUCUAAGAGAAGAGGAGCUAUGCGCCCAGCACUUCUCUUUCUGACCGGCAAAAAAAAAAAAAAAGAAAAAAAAAAGUGUCUAAAAAUGAGGCAAUGGGACAGCGAGCUAAAGUUGGACAGCAAUCAAACUGUAGGUUUUGAGAGUCAUUUGGGCGACAUCAAUAUCAAACGUCCACCGCUAAAUGUAAUCACAGCGCUCCUAUAAAUCAUGUGCAGGACUGAGACUCCAGUGUGAUUGAAACCUUAGGGCUUCCAUACAUGGUGAGAAUGGUGAGUAGUGUGGCUUGUUAGUGCAUCAUCAUGAAAGUGUGCAUGGCAGCAGGAGGUGAGGUGAUAAAAACACGUUUAUACCAUUGGCAUUGUGCAAAACAUGACAUCUGUAUGAGCUUCAGAGUGGUGAGAGAUAAAUAUAAUCUUAAAGGUUUACAAGACUUCAUCACCCAUUAAUUUUAAUAAACUAAGACCCACAACUCUAGAUGUAGAAUUUAGGAGGUGUGGAGGUACUGAAGAGACUUGCAGCUCUUGUUACCUUUAAAGUCAUUCAGUCAAGAUGAGGGCUGCAUUAAUAGUUAUAACAAAAGACAGCAGAAGUAUUUUAGUAUUAAAGGAUAAUUCUGGUGUAUUACAACUUGGCUGCUACUGGGAAUCCUCCCUGGAAACGAGAUGUAAGCGAGGUGUAUAAACAACUCAACGGUCUGUCAGCAGCAGAAUGGACAGCAGCUGGUUAACCUGCCUUCACCAGGGUAUCUGACAGCAGACAAAAACAAAAUAGUUUUCAUGUCAGCGCCAUGGGAAGAAAUCAUGUUUAUAGGUAUUGAUUCAAUAAUUUUAUUUCCCCGCUGUCCACUGCAGGGUCACUUUUAACGGAGUCACUUUUAAUACAGUGGUUUUAUAUAAUCUGGCUAAGUUCUUGGUUUGUGUUGACAAUUUUGUGUAUAAAAUGUCUCAUCAUAAGUCAGAGAAAUAAUGGCCAAAACCUCUAAAAUAAUAUCCAAGUUGUAGGAAAGCUGAAUUAUCCUUUAAAACUGAAGUGCGGGACUUUGACGUCUAAAUUAACGUAUGUUACAUUCAAGCCCCCACCACCAGGGAAAGCUCUCUGUACUGAACUGAGCUGAAACGUUUUUGGAUUGCAUACUAUACAAGAUAAAAAAAAAAGGAACUUUGCAUUCAGAGGAUUAAAGUCGAAAAAAGUCUUGCAGAGCACUCCUGGUGGUGGGUGAGAUGCGGUGAGCUCACCUGCAGAAAUAUGUCAUAAGCAUGCGUCAGUAGUGUUUGUGUAAUUACUCUCACUGCCAGAGGGGGAGACAACAGUUCUGCCCUCAGAUUUCGCAGCCUUCUGUCAGUAGCAUGAAACGCUCAGAAACAUUUUCUCACCUCUUUGAAAUAAUGUCCCCUUUUCUCUCCGCGGCUGAAACCACAGCUGGACUCUUCAGCUCAUACAAAGAUGUCACAAACAGUGUUGCAGUGAGUACAAGGUGUGGCACUACUAACAUACUUUAGAUUAAGAGGAAGAGUUCUCAGCACAUAUAGGAUGAGUUUGUCUCUUUUUUGUACUUUAACAUGUGUCUUACAAGCUGUAAUCAGACUGGAAGUGCUUUGAAAGUUCAGCCAGGAUAAAGUGAUUUUUGCCUUGAUACUUGCCUUUAGUCGUUCAUGCUGUGUCCCCAUGUGUAAAUACACACACUCGAACGUGUAUUGAGGAAACAGAACGACCUAGCUGUUGAUUCUGGUUGUUUUUUUGGCCUCUACAGUAGGAUGAACUACAGUAUACCACAAUAACGACACCAGCAAAAAAAAAAUUCAAAAAAAUAGGAACAAAGACUAACUUUAGCUUGCUGUCCCAGAGCUUUGACUGUGUACAUACAGUAUAUGUUUGAAAGUCAUUUUCAAAUCUCCGAGCUAGCUGAGGGGCGCUUGAUUUACCGUUCCAGACACCUCAGAAGUCUCAGGAGGGGAAACACCACGAGAAAGUGAAUCAAGCACCCCUCAUAUUUUUAUUAUUCCAGUAUUUAUAAUGUAACAAGCUACUGUUUUUCUACGGUCUGUUUGUGAUGCCAGUGGAGUCGGAGACAUACAGAGGGAGAGUUCUGUCAGCGACAUGCAGAAGUUGAUUGACUCCUUGCAACUUUUUUCUUAAUGCCAAGGAGUGUUUAGUUAAACGCUUUAUUUUCAUUACGAGCUCGGAGUUCAUGUCGGUGACGGAAGUCUUUGGCUACAUGUCUCUGCCUGUGGGGCAGGCCAUAGAGCAUGUGAAAACAGAAACACUAUCAUAAUGCUGCUGUCACUCACUUGAAUUCCUCAUAUCUCCGUUUUUUGGUGUACUGUCUGUUUUUUAACUUGACUUGAAAGUUUACAUAGUUCUCGUGCUGCGUAAUUUUCAUGACCUGAAGGUCCACAAAGUCCAUUCAGUAACCUGUACAGUUUCCAAACUGCAUGGUCAUCAUCAGCCUGUAAGAGGCUGUGUUUCUUACUUCUUGAUACGUGGAUAGAGAGACGUGAGGUUUGAGAGUUUACUUCCUCUCAAACUGACACCCGCGGGGUCCAUUCAACAGCAACACAAACAGUUCAGUUACAUCACAGCAUCGAUCGAUGCUCGUCUUCCAUAACAGAAUCAACCAAGGCCUCAGUGGUUCAGGAAGUGUUUGUGCUGUCAUUGUUUUUAUGUAUGGAUCACACACAAUAUCAGACGCACCUAAAUAAUACAAUCCAAUAAAAUCCCACUACAUAGAAUUGAAUCUCUGAUAAAGUCUCAACACAUAUUAAACCCUUGGACAGCUUUGGACUGUUAGGUUUUUUCCAUUCAGCCCCUGUACAUAGAUAGGUCACAAAAACAACUUUGAAGAAGUAUUCAAACUAAAAAUACCCACUUGCUUACUUUACAUGUAGCAGUGUAUGUAAUGUAAACACUUGCAGUAGUGACCCUGGACCAGACAACCAUAUAAAGAAAUCUGUUACUAGCUGACAUCGGCUUGUCUCAAAAGGUAGAAAAAACAAUUAGAUCAUUCAUAGCAUUAUAUAAAUGACAGAAAAUAAAAGAAAGCAUAACAGGUCCCCUUUAAACCAUCAGUGCCACAUUUUUGGAAUUGCCCUCUUGCCCAGAGCCACAUGAUAUAUAUUAUAUACCAAUCUUCUCAUCUGACUGGGAGUAAUGCAACAUUCCAUCAUAUUUCUCCAGAUGAACUUAUUAAGUAUAAUUUAAGUUUUGUCAAAAUAAAAGAAAUGAAACACUUCCUGAAACAGAGUUGAGACAGAACCUCCAGCAGACAUGUCUGUUUUUGUGUCAUGGAAAAACUGAAAAUGAGCAAUCAGAUGAAAAAAUCUAUUAGUUAAUACCCUUGUAGAGUCUGAUCUACACUGAACUUCUAUCAUGGCAUCCUAAUAUCCGACUGUCCCCUCAUGACAGAAUGCAGCGUAAUGACAUUGAAGCUUUAGUUAGGCUAAAUGUCAUCAAAGCUGCUACAGCAUAUUAAACUGUUUAAUUGUAAAUACUGACCUGUGACAAAUACAGAUGACGGUGUCGUCUCUGGGAUCGUAGUCCCGACGCUGAACCACAGUUGGUUCAUUCCUCCAUGCUCACUGUGAAGAUUAGAUUUAUUCAAAUUACUAUGUUAAUAUAUUGACAUUUAUGCUCAGACAUCUGCAUCAGACGAUGCAGAAGUCUUUAGGUUCUUCUUAGUUUUUUCUUAUUAAUACAAUUUCUCACAAUCACCUCCAAUUUUACUGCUACUCCUUUUAUUUCCCUGUUGGUAAUUUCACAUAUUUGUACUCUAAAAACUAAAUCAAGAAGCACAUUGUGGGGGACUUUGCUGUCUAACAAUGAGAGAGUGUUGAAUGUGUUUUACCUUCCAGGCAACCGGCUGCAAAAAAUGGUGCCUAUUCAUUCCAAUGGAGUUGCUCGUCUGGGGUAUACACCAAAAAAGUUUCUGGCUUUACUACUAGCUUUACUUACACAGUAUGCAGCCCACUCAUUAUGCUUGACAUUGUGUCAAAAAUGUUCCCCCAUAACUCACCGAGACACAAAAACAUUGGAAAAUAGGGUGCAGGUUAAAAAAUACCAGACUUACCCUUUAACUUUGAAAACAAUUAAAGCAGACGAGGUAUUUCCUGUGACGAUUGCCAACCUCAAGAAACUUUAAUGUCUCUGUUAAUCAGUUCGCAGGAUUGUAAAACACACUCAUUCUUUUGCUUGGAAACAGCAGGUGACAGAACAAUCUCACCACAAGGUCCAUUGAGUGGCUGUUCUGGAGCUUUUCAUUCUAUCACAUGAUCUUCAUCAGCAGAAGGACUUGGCCCUGUUGCUGUUGAAUCCCAGGUGCUUAAAUUUACACACAUUCCUAGCACUUUAAGGACUUCUGGUCCAUGUUGACUGCUAAGUUAAAAGUGACAACCCCUGUGAUUAGAAAGCUCCAGAACAGCUACUAAAUGGGACUUGAAGUGAGAUGGUUUAUUAUGAAUGAAUAAAUGUGUGAAAACACUGUUAUUAAAUAGCAAAAAUGAUUUUUUUUUAUCUGUUUAGGUUUAUGUUUUUAUGCAAUUGUUCCCAUUCACAUGUUUUUUUUCUUUCUGCACUAUUUGGUUUGUAAUGUAUGUAUUUGCUCAGACACUAUUGGUUGAUUUUGAUGCAUUUGUUUAUCUGUCCCACACCUGACUGUACUGUUGUUUUAAAGGACAUAAAGACAUUUCUUGGAGCCUCUUGUGGUCAUUAGAAGAACUGCAGGCAUUGCCAUCACAUGACCUUUGUCCAUCAUUACCCCAAGGUUCAUGAAAGUCUUUUUGAAAUGUUGUAAUCUUUCAAAAUGAACUGUUUCUCAACACCUGGCAGAGGAAACUUCUGAAGAUUUUUUUUUAUUAUUAUUUUUAACACUGGCAUCAGCCAACCAUUAGUGAACCAUAGAAACUGCAACUUAUUAAAACAUGAAUUGUCUGUUUAGUUUUUUUUAUGUGAUGAUAUACUGAUCAGGGCUUUGUUCAUUUCACUUUCAACUCAGUGUUUCCAAAAUUGCAAAAAAUCUGGAAGAGAAGAUUGUGACAUCUUUACACUUCAAGAAAUAAACUGAAAUAGUAAAUGUGUUGCAGUUUGUAUUUGAGUUGGAAGUGAUUUGAUGUCACCCUUGUGACUUAUCAUUUGAUAAUGUCUGUCUUGCCAUUUUUGAAGUAAAAAUAUAUAACAAUUAUAGCAACAAUAUUUAUUUAUAUUUAUAUCAUUUCUGUUGUGUGUUAUGGAACAGUAAAAUUAUGAUU